AUUUGAGAAUAUCACCUUUUGGAGAACCAGAACUGCUGCCAAGCGUGGUACUGGGCCAGUGCACGUUAUAAUUUUUGAGGCUGCUGAUCGAGAUAACAUAGGUGGUUCUGCUUAUGGUGGACAACGGGCAAUCUGUUGCACUGCUGAUUUAGCUAAAAUAGAAGGUUGUAAGCAAGGAGAGAUUCUUAGAAGACCUUCUGCAACAGACAUCAAUUGGCCUGUCAUUUUAGAUGUACGUUUCAAGGGAAAAUCCAAAACUGCAAAUCUAGACUCUAAGGGGGUUACCAUUAGAAAGACUGGAAUGUAUAAUUUAAUUUUUGUAGCUUGUGACCCCAAUCUCAAGGAUAUGUUUAUGAGUGGAAAGACGAUCUGGAAAAACCCUGAUGGGUACUUGCCUGGUAGGAUGGCCCCAUUAAAGAAGUUCUAUGUAUUUAUGACACUUGCUUAUGUCUGCCUAAGCAUCAUUUGGUUCCUUCAGUAUUGGAGAUUUUGGAAUGAUGUACUGCAACUUCAGCACUGUAUCACAGCUGUCAUUGCUCUUGGGUUGUUUGAGAUGUUUCUCUGGUAUUUGGAGUAUGUCAACUUCAACAAUACUGGAAUGAGGCCUGUCGGGAUCACAACAUUGGUUGUCACUGUUGGGGCUAUAAGAAAAGCAAUUUCACGACUUCUUAUUCUCUGUGUUUCAAUGGGUUAUGGUGUUGUGCGACCCACUCUUGGGGGUCUUACCUCAAAGGUUCUUUUACUUGGAUUUACUUACUUUCUGGCAUCAGAAUUGCUGAAUAUUACUGAAUAUGUGGGGACCAUAAAUGAUGUAUCUGGAAGGGCAAGGCUACUUCUAGUUCUUCCUGAUGCUUUCUUGGAUGCAUUUUUGAUAUUGUGGAUCUUUACAUCACUUUCAAGAACAUUGGAACAGUUACAGGCUAAACGGAGUUCUGUUAAGCUAAAUAUUUAUAGAAAGUUCUCAAAUGCUUUGGCAGUAACGGUGAUCUCCUCAGUAGUUUGGAUAGGAUAUGAGGUAUACUUCAAAGCCACAGAUCCUUUCAAUGAGCGCUGGCAGAGUGCUUGGAUCAUCACUGCUUUCUGGGACAUUCUGGCAUUUGGAUUACUGUGUGUUAUAUGCUACCUCUGGGCCCCAUCCCAAAGCUCUCAAAGGUACGCAUAUUCAGAGGAAGUGGGAGAAGAAUCAGAUGAUGAAGAAGCUCAGUCUUUAACAAAGGGAAAGCAUGAAGGUCAAGGUGGUGAACUAAGUAUGGUCAAGCAAGAAAAGAAUGUCGGAAGGGAUGCACACUUGGAUGUAGAUAACGAGUCAGAGGAGGAGGAGGAGGACAAACGGGAAUAAGCUCUUAACAGGUCUCUUUUAGCACACUUGUCCUGCUUUCUCAUUUGGAUUUUUCGUCUUACACUUGUGCCACAACCCGUCAGAAAGAGGCGUUGUAAAAUUUUGUUCAUUUGUACCGGUAUACAACAGAUUCAUUUGUUUAGAGGAAUACUAGUCUUUUGUUAUCUUUUUCUAUUUUGGGGUCAUGUAUGUAAUUAAUGUGUAACAUGCAUUUGCAAAUGCUGAUGAUCAAAAUUCAUUGUGUUCUUUAUUCCCCCCACAA
This is a messenger RNA of Arachis duranensis, 1601 nucleotides long. RefSeq lists its product as uncharacterized. Lineage: Eukaryota; Viridiplantae; Streptophyta; Magnoliopsida; Fabales; Fabaceae. The record is from RefSeq and is a predicted model, not a curated record. Gene Ontology annotation, biological process: transport. Gene Ontology annotation, cellular component: Golgi apparatus; membrane.